This is a messenger RNA of Orbilia oligospora ATCC 24927, 2382 nucleotides long. RefSeq lists its product as uncharacterized. The coding region runs from base 1 to 2382 and encodes 793 amino acids. Gene Ontology annotation, biological process: endoplasmic reticulum to Golgi vesicle-mediated transport; regulation of ER to Golgi vesicle-mediated transport; retrograde vesicle-mediated transport, Golgi to endoplasmic reticulum. The transcript has 8 exons. Gene Ontology annotation, cellular component: Dsl1/NZR complex. Lineage: Eukaryota; Fungi; Ascomycota; Orbiliomycetes; Orbiliales; Orbiliaceae. The record is from RefSeq and is a predicted model, not a curated record.
AUGGCUUCCCCUCAGCCGAAGGAGCAGGAUGCUCGGGUAUACGACUAUUUGAAUGACAAGAUCCAGACUUCCGCGGACCUUAGGUCUCUAGACUCACUGUUGAAUACAUUGAAAAACCAACAUAGUCUUUUACAACAGCAGCUUGACCAAGUUGGAAAAGACCUGGACGAAGCGGAAAUAGAACAGAAGCAGCAUUCUGGCUCUGUUCUGACUAAGUCGCACCAGUAUCUCCAACGCCAGGUUGAGAUCGAUACGAGAUUGGAGAAAGUCCGGACUUCCCAGACGGUCUCAGAUGUUGUCUCGAAUUACCAAAGGAAUCUUGACCGACUGAAGCAGUUGGAGAUAGCGAAGGGGUAUAUUACGAUCUUGCAGGCUGUCAAUAUUUUGAAAAAACAGACGGAGGAUGUUAUCGCUAGUGACCCAAAAGCGGCGCUCGUGCCUUAUUAUCAGUUACAACAGAUAUCGGGACAGUUGAGGCGGAAGCAUGAAAUUGCAGAGGGCGCGGCGGUUCAUUUGGUCGAAUACGUCGAGCAGGCGACGGCUCAGCUUUGGGAUGAUAUGAAAGAGCGCCUGUCCAAACAGUUUCAAACUACACUAGAUGCUGUCGGAUGGCCUACACAAGAUCUCUCACUUGAUCAAAUGCAACAGUUUGAGACGGAAUUCGUGAAGAUUCUUGCUUUAAGGAAGACCGAUGAAGAAAUUGCUGCAAAUGUUGACAUAUCGACAUUUAAUUCUCUUAACCAGAUAUCUCAAUCUCCAAAAUAUGCUCCGUUGUUGGCUUUCACCGCUCUAUCCAAGGCCUUUGCUCUUCGAUUUCGUUAUCACUUCGAAGGGGAUAGGCAAACGAACAAAGUUGAAAAGCCGGAAUGGUAUCUUCAACAUAUAGAAAAUCUCAUUCGAGAAUAUCAGCCGUUUUGCACAGAAUUCCUACAACCAAUCAUCGACUCGGGAGAGCUUCGAAGCCAUGAUGCAGUCCAAGAGUUCAUUACUUCCCUUCUUCCUAUUGUCCGGCGCAAAAUCGAUAGCGACCUACCGUUGUUAACGGCACAAGGCCCACUAGCAUCACAUUUCGUGCAGGAAUUGAUCAAGUUCGAUGUGAUGCUUCGGGAUGAGUACCUUUAUAGUCCAUUCGGGAUCGAUCCAGAUGAUUGGAGGGGGGUCACCCAUGAGGUUCUCACUAUCAACGAUAGUAGCUUUUUUAAGAAUUGGUUGGCUGUUGAGAAAGACUUCGCAUUGACUCGGUAUGAGAAUAUAAUUGCCGCGGAAGAUGCGUGGGCAAUUGACUACGAUUCUGUUGAACCGAAUGAAACUAAGCCCACGAAGUCCGCAUUCCGGGUUAAGGAAUUGCUUGAGCUCGUGACCGAAAGAUACCGCCCGCUUCAGUCAUUCUCCCAAAAGCUGCGUUUUUUGACCGACAUUCAAAUUACUAUUCUGGACAAAUAUCACGAUAGAGUACAUUCUUCCAUCGAAGCUUUUAAGAUGUUGUCUUCAUCGAUUGGACGGGCGGUCCAGGGUAUGGGGAAGCAAGACGCGGAAUCUAUCACUGGUUUGACAGGACUGGAAAGACUGUGUCGAGUUUAUGGGAGUGCAUUGUUUCUCGGAAACUGUAUGAAGGACUGGGGCGAGGACUUGUUCUUUCUGGAGAUGUGGGAAGAAUUGGGGUCUCGUGCUAGGAAGAACACAGUAGGGGGGUUGAUCAGUAGUAUCGCAAGUUUAGCGUCGGCGUCGCAAUCACGGACGGAGGAAGAAGGCGCAUUAUUUGAUGAAAUGGCAGCUUCGUAUUCGACAAUCCUUAGGGAAGCAGCCAAUAUGAUUCACGAUCUAACCAGUAACGCCAUCCGAGAGGACCUCAAAGCUUACUAUAAAAUCCCACAAUGGCAAGUGAUAGACGAAGCGGAAUCGAAAGAAUCAGGCCAUUCCUCUGAGCUCGUUCCCCUUCUCAAGACGCUAUCGUCAUUCUGCCCCUACCUCUCUCGCUUCUGGGCGCCAAAUGUGUUUCAGCGAGAAUUUCGCCGGGUUUUGAUUUCAACGGAGAACUAUUUCCUUGAUAGCAUCGUUUCGCGAAACCAGUUUUCGGAGCAAGGUGGGCAACAAUUCUUUCGAGACAUGCAAGCCGUGUGGUCAGCUUUGCACCAAUGGAUUCCUGAUGCACCCGGGGUAAUGAGAAGGCUACAUGAAACGUGCAUACUGCUGGCAUUACCGGCUGAGGUAAAAGAUCCAGACUCUUCCGAGGCCCAAAGGACACUUAAGCACGUUGUGGACUGUAUGUUUGAAGACAACCAAAAAGCUAGGGCUGUGAUGGAAGAGCUCGGCAUCUACAGCUUGACCAUUUCAGAGGCACGGAAUACCCUACAACGGCGAGUUGACAGCUGGCAGAAAUAA